GCCGGGCCGGGGAGCGGCGCGGGGCCGGGAGCGCUGCGGGGGCAGCGCUGUGGGGAGCCCUGCGGGGGCAGGUGAGGCUCCCGUCCUUUCCCAGAGGCUGCAUGGAAUCGUGAGUUACAGCGCAAGGCUCAGCGAUGGUGAAUUUUACUGCUUAAUGCUAUGAAUGGGAAGCAUAUCAGUUACAUCUAGUUCUUCUGCAAUUAUUUGAUAAACGAUGAAGGUUCUGUUACUGAAGGACCCCAAAGACAAAGAGUCGGGACCAGAUCCGUAUGUUAAAGAAUUAGGAUUAUACGGAUUUGAAGCAACCUUGAUUCCAGUUUUGUCGUUUGAAUUUGUAUCUCUUGAAGGCUUAUUUGAAAAGCUUUCUCAUCCAGAGCGUUACGGAGGCCUCGUUUUUACCAGUCCAAGAGCAUUAGAAGCCAUCAAGAUAUGUUUAAGAGAGAACAGUAAAAACGAAGCGUGGUCAAAAUCUCUUAAACAACAAUGGAAUACCAAACCAACAUACGUGGUGGGAAAAGCUACAGCUUCUCUAGUGGAAGAAAUUGGCCUUUCUCCACAAGGAGAAAAGAGUGGAAAUGCUGAAAAACUAGCUGAAUAUAUUUGCUCAAGAGAGAAACCUCAUUCAUCAUCUCUUCUUUUUCCUUGCGGAGCCCUGAAAAGAGAAGUACUUCCUACAGCACUUAAAGAAAAAGGUGUACCCCUGGAGAGCCUGACUGUGUACCAGACCAUGCAACAUGCGCAUCUCCAGCAGUCACUGAGCAGCUAUUUCUCACAGCAGGGAAUUCCAGCAAGCAUCGUGUUCUUCAGUCCAUCUGGUGUCAAGUUUUGCCUCCAGCACAUUCAGAAGCUUUCCGGUGAUUCUGCCAACCACGUAAAGUUUGCUGCUAUCGGUCCUACAACUGCUGAAGCCAUGGAAGCAGCAGGAAUCCCAGUAAGCUGCACAGCGGAGAGCCCCACUCCUCAAGACCUCGCUGCUGGGAUCCAGAAAGCGCUUUGCCCACAGAACUGCAUCUUGUCUGAGUGAGAGCACAGCACGUGUUUGAGGCUGAGCGGUUCUGGGCAGAAGGCUUUGUCAUUUUGCAGACCUGUGGUCUUGCAGUGUAGUAUUGUUUGGGAAUAUGCAACGCUGUCCUGGCAGUAGCUUGUGUGAGCUGCUGGCAUCUGCCUAUCUAAGAAAUCUAGAAUUUGUCCAGCAUGGUUUGAAGCCCCUUUUUCUUACGCGUGCAGUGUAAAUAUUUUACCUGGGCAUUCCUGGAAAGCAAACUGUGAGAGGCUACGCUGCGUCAGAGUAAUACAUGGGCAUCCUGCGUUCCAUGUGGCACCUCAGGUAUCUCCUAGUGCACAGGGUGAGGUUUUCACUUCUGCUUACGGUCAGUUUUGACAUGCACAUUUUCUAUUUUGAAAAGAUGAUCGUGCUUAUGUUGAAGUAUUUUCUGUUGCGAAGCUCAUUCAUUGUUCUCCUUUUCCCAUGUUCAUACUGAAGUGAUGGUUGUAGAUUCUCAGUGGAACAGCACAGUUCUCAGACCGUUGCACUGAAGGAAGCUAACAGCAGCUUGGCUGUUGACACUAAAUAUCCUUACAGUAUGGAGUCUUAAAAAUAAAGAAACUAGUUCUGAACAGAAGGAUUCGUAAGCAGAGAAAUAAACUGGCUUAUCAUUAGUAA
Molecule: messenger RNA, 1663 nt
Organism: Numida meleagris (helmeted guineafowl)
Lineage: Eukaryota; Metazoa; Chordata; Aves; Galliformes; Numididae
Gene: UROS
Product: uroporphyrinogen III synthase
Exons: 11
Coding region: 215-1024 (269 amino acids)
Biological process (GO): uroporphyrinogen III biosynthetic process
Molecular function (GO): uroporphyrinogen-III synthase activity
Source: RefSeq, a predicted model, not a curated record